UGAGCAUUUGGGAUCCCGUGCCCCUUGCAGUGGAAGUGUGGAAUCCUAACCACUGGACUGCCUGGGAACUCCCAGUACUAGACCUUUUGGAAGGAGUUGGAGAGUAGGGGUAGUGGCUCAGAAAGAGCUUCUCUUUCAGAAAUGUGGCUGCUAAGCCCCAGUUCCUGUGAUACUUGUGCUUGACAACCACAAACUUCAAAGGUGGGAGUCAAUCAUUUUGACAAGUAAGUCUCCUGAAGGGAACAGCUAGCAGGAGCUGAACCCUUUUUCCAUUUGGUCUCGUGGCAAAGGCAGAGAUCACACCAGCAGCUCCACACAGUAUGAUGUGCUCACUAGUGCCCUCUGAACAGUCUUCUGGUACCUCUCUCUUGCCUAAAGACAAUGCCCCAUUUUCUUGGGAUCCCUUGGAUGAGGAUGGAUUGGAUGACUCCUUGCUGGAGAUGUCUGAUGGAAAAGAUGAUGGCCAUUUCAGUUUCAUGGAGGAAGAGAUUCAGGAGCUCUUGAAGGAUGAUGACCUAUCAAAUGAGCACUUUUCUUGGGGAGGAGGCUUGCCUAACGAUGACAGCAGGAAUGUUGAGAAGGGAGGGAAAGGGAGUCAAAUUCCACUAGAUACUCCCCAAGAGAAAAAUUCAUUGUACAGCUUGGGACCAGAAGCUGAGACCUCUGGCCUCUUCAAACUACCUCAACUAAAUACAUCAGUUGGUCAUGGACCAACUCCUACUAAAUCAUUGAACAGACACUUUGCACUAGAAAAGAAUCUUAUAAAAGUUACAGUUGCACCAUUUGAUCCAACAGUUUGUGAUGUUGCACUUGAUAAGGACAAUACUGAUACAUCCGAAGUUACUGAAAAACCCUCCUCCCUUGGAGAAGAGAUGAGAGACGAUGGUCUUAGCCUAAAUGAGAGCACAAUUUUCACAGAAUCUGAAGGGAUCAGCUCCAAUAAUUCUGCCUAUGAUGGGCCCCCACUCCCUUCUUCAAACAGUAACUUUCAACAAACUGUCUCUGAUAAAAAUAUGUCUAACAGUAAGAAACCUACACCUGUAACCUCUCAGAUAUUGAACCAUUCAGAGACUCCUUCUAAUACGGGGUCAUCCUGGAGAAAUGGAUCACAUAAAUCAAGUUCUGAAAUGAGGUUUCCAGUUGUUUCCAGUUCAUCAAACAAAGAUGUUCUUGACAAGGAUUCUGGGAAGCUGAAGGUCCAUGAAAAAAGACGAGGCAAAGUCAUUCCUGUUCUGCAAACCAAAACAAGGACUAAUAUUCUGACGUUUUCACCAUCAGAUCUAGAAAAGCAGAAGCAAAGUUAUCUCAGGAAUGUCAUUGCUCAUAUAGAAGACCCAGUGGACUCUAACCAAGGUACCCUGGGGGAGCUGUGUGCCUUGAUGGAUCACGUUCAUCACAUGCAGAACCCAAAAUGGUAGCAUCCUUCGGACCUCACCAGGUGAAACUACGCCCGGUUCCAACACAAAUCUCUGCAAAGAUACAGUCUGACUCAGUGGGUUGACGGGAACAUGCAAAGCCACCAUUGGUUCCAGCGUCUACCAGAUUUCCUGUACAGUCCAUUUGUCUCCUCCCAUCAGCAGUGAAGGUCCCUAUCCAGGGUCCUGUCCAGAGUAGCAUCUCAUCUUCUGCUAUUUUGUGCUUUGUAGAUUUUAAAAUUUAUUUUUCAUAACAUUUUUAUUUAAAGAACUUGUCACCUUUUGGAAAUGCCCAUUGCUGACUUGAAAUUUUUUGUAUAAGGUCCUUCCUGUUUGUGUGUGUCUAUGCAUUUAAGCGGUGUUGAGUUGAUAUAGUUUUAAUUUUUUAAUUUAAAUUGAAGGUGGCUGCCGCCUGAAAGCCAGCAUUAAGUCAAAACACCCAGGCUCAAGCAAAACACCCACCUCUGUGCAGAGGUGAAGUCUACUUCUGGUUCCCAAAAGAAAUCAUCUUUUAAUCUCCUAUGAGGAAGAGAUUCUUUAUCAGGCUGCAAGCCAGUGUUAAUUAUUGCUGGUGACUUAUAAAUGGAUACAAGUCACUUUUAGCAACCCCCCUUAUUUUUUUAUUUGAAUCUCCGAAUACCUGUCAGUAUUUUAAAAGUUGGUAAUCCAGGACAUCUGAAGUAGUUGAAAGGACAAAUUAAAAGCGUAGGGCUUCCCUGGUGGCGCAGGGGUUGAGAGUCCACCUGCCGAUGCAGGGGACAUAGGUUUGUGCCCCGGUCCAGGAGGAUCCCACAUGCUGCGGAGCGGCUGGGCCCGUGAGCCAUGGCCGCUGAGCCUGCGCGUCCAGAGCCUGUGCUCCGCAGCGGGAGAGGUCGCAGCGGUGAGAGGCCCACGUACCGCAAAAAAAAAAAAAAAAA
Physeter macrocephalus (sperm whale) is the source of this 2332-nucleotide messenger RNA. Its product is annotated as S100P-binding protein-like. The coding region runs from base 321 to 1418 and encodes 365 amino acids. The record is from RefSeq and is a predicted model, not a curated record. Gene Ontology annotation, molecular function: calcium-dependent protein binding. NCBI's taxonomy places the organism in Eukaryota, Metazoa, Chordata, Mammalia, Artiodactyla, Physeteridae. The transcript has a single exon.